Messenger RNA from Coregonus sp. 'balchen', 968 nucleotides. Lineage: Eukaryota; Metazoa; Chordata; Actinopteri; Salmoniformes; Salmonidae. The record is from the annotation of a GenBank genome assembly.
AUGGCGAAACAGCUUGUGAUCCUGGAGGAAGAGUAUGAGGCAAGUCACAAUGUCUUUCUGAGCUGUUGAAUAUCCCAUACUGAGUUAAUAAUUACUCAAAUUCAUCCACACCUGUAUCAAUACCAGUUCAACUCAAAACACGCUCUCACAUUUCAGGACAUCUCCCUGGAUGACCUGAGGAAUGAACUUCCAGAGCGGCAGCCAAGAUAUCCUUUUAUAACAAGUCGGAGUGAUACAGCAGAAAUCUGUUAACCUCAUAUUCACCAGAACUGCCCGUGUUAGUUGUAUCAAUGACCAGUGAUUGGAUCUCCUUGACAAUAUAGUGUACAUUCAUUGUUUACAGCUACAAAUACAUCCAUACAGAUGGCAGGGUGUCCUACCCACUGUGUUUCAUAUUCUCAAGUCCAGUGGGUGAGUAUUUCACCCUAAUUCAGUGAACAGUUUGUAAGUCGCUCUGGAUAAGAGCGUCUGCUAAAUGACAAAAAAACUGCCAAUUGAGUGAAGGAUUAGCAUUACUGUGCUGCAACAUCCCUUUGCACAAAAUAACUUUUGGAAGGUAGUAAGUGCUGAUAAUUGAAAGUAGAGAUGAGAUUCAAUCAGUGUUCAUCAUAUGGAGAGAUCAAAAAGGUUCAGUGGACAGACAUCUGUGGCUUAUACACCAUCCUCAUCUCAACAGGGUGCAAGCCUGAGCAGCAAAUGAUGUACGCAGGCAGCAAGAACCAACUGGUCUCCGCAGCAGAGCUCACAAAGGUCAGGACUAUUGUCUGUUUCAAGAAUUGACUGUUAAUAAUAAUCUGAACAUAAGCCCAACCCUAAACACACAAAAUAGAUAAGUUAUAAAUGUUCAGAAAAUAAGCAUGUUUAGCCUGAUCCUCCUACCCCUUUUUUCUCAAUAGGUUUUUGAGACACGAAACAUAGAUGACUUGUCUGAAGAGUGGCUGAUAAACAAACUGUCUUUCUUUCGCUGA